GCUCAGCUCUUCCUGAGCUCACUCUUGUCGUUGGCGUUCGCGUUGACUGGCCAGAGUCCGCGAGCUGAGCACCCUCUGCCUCUCCCUGCCUGUUUUUACCCCCUCUCUCCCAUCACUGCAGCCCCAUUCAUCUCCCGCCUGCCCUCCGGCCUACAAGCCCCUGGUUCCCCUCUCUACUUCCUGAUCUGAUUCUGGCAUCUGAUUGGCCAUGGCGUACCAUAGCUUCCUGCUGGAACCAAUUAGCUGUCAUGCAUGGAACAAAGAUCGGACCCAAAUUGCCAUGUGCCCCAAUAACCAUGAGGUCCACAUCUAUAAGAAAGACGGGACCAAGUGGACCAAAAUCCAUGAGCUGAAGGAGCACAACGGACAGGUCACAGGUAUUGAUUGGGCUCCAGACAGCAACCGCAUCGUCACUUGCGGCGCUGACCGUAAUGCUUACGUGUGGACCCUGAAAGAAGGAACAUGGAAGCCCACCUUGGUCAUCCUCAGGAUCAACCGGGCUGCUCGCUGCGUGAAGUGGUCACCAAAGGAGAACAAGUUUGCCGUCGGCAGCGGCUCGCGGCUCAUCUCCAUCUGCUACUUUGAGCAGGAAAAUGACUGGUGGGUGUGCAAGCACAUCAAGAAGCCGAUCCGUUCUACAAUCCUGAGUUUGGACUGGCAUCCUAAUAAUGUCCUGUUGGCUGCUGGAUCCUGUGACUUCAAAUGCAGGGUGUUCUCAGCCUACAUAAAGGAAGUAGAGGAGAAGCCUGGCCCAACUCCUUGGGGCAGCAAGAUGCCGUUUGGGGAGGUGCUGUUUGAGUCUGGAGGUUCUGGAGUGGAGGGUCCAACCUCGGGAGGAGGCGGCGGCUGGGUCCACAGCGUGUGCUUUUCGCAUUCUGGCAACCGUCUGGCCUGGACGUCCCACGACUCCACAGUGUCCGUGGCCGAGGGAGGGAAGACGGGCACGGUGACCAGCCUGAGCUCUGAGACUCUUCCUCUUCUGUGUGUCACCUUCAUCACUGAGAACAGCUUAGUUGCUGCUGGUCAUGACUGCUACCCGGUGCUGUUUGUGUACGACGGUGCCAAAGCCAGCUUGACCUUUGGUGGCAAGUUGGACGUUCCCAAGCAGGCAGCCUCAAAGGGCAUCAGUGCCAGGGAACGUUUCCAGAACCUGGACCGUCGAGCCUCUGAGACCCAGAGCACCGAGAAGGACUUGAACACGCUCCACAAGAACAGUAUCAGCCAAAUCUCAGUGCUGGAGGGAGGAAGAAACCAGUGCACCAAGUUCUGCACCACUGGCAUGGAUGGAGGAAUGGGCAUCUGGGAUGUCAAGAGUCUGGAGUCCGCUAUGAAGGAUCUGAAGAUAGUGUGAGCUGAACUACGCAUUUCACCACCAAAGCUUCUGGAGACAUGAAGAAAUCUGCUUAUGUAUUACAAAAAGCUUUUUCGCUGUAUUUUAUUCAAGUAUUCCUUUAUACACGUAGUGAAACGAUCAGUUCAAUUCGAACAGUGUCUGUAGUCCCUCUGAGGCUUUUUGCUGGCUCAUUUGAUUUGUUGCUGUACAAGAGGGACUGACCUCAGGUCUGCAAAUGGUACUUUAUAAGCUCAAUUAGUAUUUUUAAAGGAGCUGGAUGCUUAAAGUAGCUUUUAUAUGUUUUAAUCACAGAAGAAAGGCUGCAGUACUUGUAUUGAGAGCUUAUGCUGGUCAUAACAUGCCUUUAAUAAAUGAUUGCAGUUGAAGUGCUCAACUUUGCAUGAGUCUGCA
Messenger RNA from Fundulus heteroclitus (mummichog), 1744 nucleotides. Its product is annotated as actin-related protein 2/3 complex subunit 1B-B-like. The coding region runs from base 209 to 1351 and encodes 380 amino acids. NCBI's taxonomy places the organism in Eukaryota, Metazoa, Chordata, Actinopteri, Cyprinodontiformes, Fundulidae. Gene Ontology annotation, cellular component: Arp2/3 protein complex; actin cytoskeleton. Gene Ontology annotation, molecular function: actin filament binding. The record is from RefSeq and is a predicted model, not a curated record. Gene Ontology annotation, biological process: Arp2/3 complex-mediated actin nucleation. The transcript is spliced from 10 exons.